This is a messenger RNA of Spodoptera exigua (beet armyworm), 1752 nucleotides long. The record is from the annotation of a GenBank genome assembly. Lineage: Eukaryota; Metazoa; Arthropoda; Insecta; Lepidoptera; Noctuidae.
AUGAACAACGUGACAAUCAAAGUCGGCACGCUGUUUGACUGUGAAUCCAUUCAAGAACAUUUGGAUUACACUGAGAAACAUUUUAUCUACGAUCCAAUAUGGCGACAGACUGCUAUCGGUUGCACCAUACUCUUUCUCUUGCGGGAUAUGUACAAUUUCAAAUUCGGUUUUCUUCUAAGUCUUAGGGAGAAAAAAUUCUUCACAACUUUCUACAGUAAACCGUUCACCAGACCCGUAUGGAACUGUCUGUACGCCAUGGCUUUCCUUACCAGCCUUAUCUUCUACAUGCUCAAGCGAUGGGAGUUCAGUGUCACUGGCGGUUGGCAUUGCAGCUUCGUUUAUGAAUCCUUGGUGAUUAUUGGUGGAUAUUGUCAACAUAUACCACCAAUAGAUACAAGGCUGCCAUCAAGAAGAAUUGCUUACUUCAUUUUCUUUGUGUUCACUUACAUUGUGUACACUUUCUAUACUUCGAACCUGCUCUCAAAUUUGGUGAAUGAUAAUGAAAAUGAAAUUGAUUUGGAAACACUCGUCGCUACACAAUACAUGCGGGUUAUUGUGGACUAUAUGAUGAGGUCUAUUGUUGAGCGUUCUCAUAUGUACGCCCAGAACUACGGAGCGAUAUUCGACAGGUUGAUGGCAAUGCGCGUGGUGACGGUCAUCGAAGGACUGGAGGAGGUGAAGAGGGGGCGCGUAGCUUUACUCUCUGAUUAUACUACUGUAUACCCAUAUAUGAAAAGAGGUGAUUCGAGAGCUUAUUUACCGCUCUCAUCAUCAUCAUCAGCCCAUAAGUGCCCACUGCUGAGCAAAUGCCUCUUCUCACAAGGAGAAGGUUUAAGCAUUAAUCACGACGCUUGCUCAAUGCAGUCUCAUUAUUUACCUUGCCACGAAGUCUGGCAAAUUGGUGACCCGACGAAGAACAAUCAACAUGACUCAUUCACCCUGCAAAUCAAGCAGCAGCCAACAAGAAGCCUUGGAGAUAUCAGCCGGAACCGCCAUUUAUCCCGUAUUCCGGAAUUUUGGAGGGACCAACCCAGAUUAUGGUUUAAGCAACUAGAAGCCAUAGUAGCACCACAGAAGCAAGGAGACGAUUACAAGUACUAUACGGUCAUUGCAAAACUGCCAAAAGAAGAAAUAAUACAGGUUAGUGACCUCAUUACUUGCCCACCGCCAAUAGAAAAGUACAAGGCUAUCAAAGAACGCCUAAUCAGUUGCUAUGAGGAAUCAGACCAACGUCAGCUCCAAAAAUUAUUGUCUGAAAUGGAUCUCGGCGACCAGAAACCAUCACAUCUUCUGCGCAAGAUGCGGACCCUGAGUAACGGAAAUAUCAGCGACGAAACCAUCAAACUUCUAUGGUUGAGGCUUCUGCCACCAUCAGUGACUUCGGUUCUAGCAGUCACAGAAGACAUAGAUGUGAACAAGAUGAGCCAGAUCGCGGACAAGAUAUUAAUAAAUUCAACACGUACAGAGGUGUCAGCUGUAAACGGAAACAAAUCUGGCGACGAUACAAUGUCAUGCAUACUAGCACAGUUAGCAGAAAUGCAAUUGGAACUAAAUGCAAUUCAGCAAGGGAAAAGUCGAAUGACUUCUCCCGCCCAGGGUGAGUCGAGAGGAAGUGUCAAACUCUUACUGACUGAAAACGCCCCCGUUCCUUCUCCUGCUCUAGGCUGUCUCCUUCUUUGCGAGUAUUACUGCUUCACAGAAAGAGGAGAUGACUUCCCAAUACCUCUCGCUCCGCGCCAUGGCCUCGACUAA